This is a messenger RNA of Guillardia theta CCMP2712, 930 nucleotides long. RefSeq lists its product as hypothetical. The coding region runs from base 1 to 930 and encodes 309 amino acids. NCBI's taxonomy places the organism in Eukaryota, Cryptophyceae, Pyrenomonadales, Geminigeraceae. The transcript is spliced from 10 exons. The record is from RefSeq and is a predicted model, not a curated record.
AUGAAUGAUCCAGAUCUGUUGCGAAGUCACUCAGACCUCUCAGAGAAGCUUCACCGUGUCAUGCAGGAAAAGAAUGCGAUCGAGCUCAAGCUGAUCCAGGAGACGAAGGAGCACGAGAAGACGCAGGCUCUCCUGCAGCAGCAGCAGCAGUUCCUGAAGGACCGCGAGGCCGAGUUUGCAGCAAGAGAACAUGAUCUGAUUGCCAGGAAUGAGCGGUAUAAGCGAGAGAAAGAUGAGGAGCUGGAAGAGGAGAAGUCUCGAGCUGAGCUGGAGAUCGGACGAGCAAGGGAGCAGGCAAAGAGCAUAGAAGUGAAGUACAACUUGCAGCACGAAAUAUGGGUAGGGGAAGAGGAGAAGUUUGCCAAAGAGAUUGCAGACGGCAGGCAGAAGCUUGAGAAACUCAAUACACAGAUGCAAAAUGUGCACAAGGAGAACGCCCGACUUGUGCAUGAGAUCGCCAAGGUCAAGGAAGAAGCGCGAGAGGCCAUCAAUCAGGCAACGAUUGAUUGCGAGAAUCGAUUGUCCACCUACGAGUCUGCCUUGAGCGAGGCCAAAGAAAACGUUCUGCGAUUGUCGCAAGAGCAUUCUGUCGUACAGGAAAUCGAGUCAAAAUUGCAUGCUCAGAUGAACUGCCUGCGAACUGAAUUGAAGUCGAAGGAGGAGGAGUGCAAAACGAUGAUGGACUCGAUUGAGAGAGAACAGGCGAAGAUUGUACAUCUUAAAGAGGCGGCAGACAAACAGUCGAAACUCGAGAGAGAAUUAACGAGAUUGAAGGAAAAUACAAUGGAGUCUUCUUCCAAGAUCGAAAAUCUUGAAAAACUUGUGGAAGAAGGGAGGAAGAGGAAGAAAGGGAAGCAGGAGGAGGAUGGGGAGCAGGACGAGGACGAGGACGAGGAUGAGUUCCAGGAGAAGGAGAAAUGGUUGAUAUGA